GUUGAUACUUCUAUCGAAUCCAAUUUAAAUCUAAUCUCCCUCAACUGCAACUACCGUUGACUUCCGGUAUCAGCUGGAACCACAGUUCAACGGAAAUGGCUACAGCGGAACGCUUGGUUCGCUCCUGGAUGGCAUCAGAGAAGGACUCCGAGAUCGACGAGACCGUUGCUGGAAUAUCGAGUGGACAGUUAACGUUGUUAGACAUUAUAAGGGUUCUCGGUGAAUUCUUGACAUCAGAGGAGGAUCGCUUACGGACGAAAGGUGUCGAGUUCCUCUCGUCUGUUCUGGGACGAUGUCCACAUGAAAGACUCAAUCGCCAGGCUAUCCGCGUGCUCACUACGUUUUAUUGCAGCAAACUCGAAGAUCUUGAGACCAUCAUCCCUGCACUCAAAGGUCUCUCUUACCUUGUCAAGUUUCCUAAUAUACAGUCGGCUGAGGUGAAGGAUAUCACACCCAGUAUAUUCGCCAACGUCAAAAUGAGAGCCCUCGUGCAGUCCACUCGCUUCUUCGUCUUCUCGAUUGUCGACUCUCUGAUAUCAAACCAUCGAGACGCCCUGAAGGAAAUGGGAAGUACUUUCCUUGCUGGAUACGUUAACCUUGCAGUUGGAGAGAAAGACCCUCGAAAUCUCAUGUUGGCAUUUGCCAUUGCUCGAGUCUUGCUUGUGGAAUUCGAUACUUAUGCUCAUACUGAGGAUUUCUUUGACAUAACAUUCUGCUACUUUCCUAUCACUUUCCGACCACCACCAGACGAUCCCUAUGGCAUCAGUGUAGAUGAUCUGAAGCAAUCUCUUCGACUUUGCUUGAGCGCAACCCCAACCUUCGGUCCACUUGGCAUUCCAGUCUUUCUGGAAAAGCUCACUGCUGGAUCACCUUCAACCAAGCGAGACACUCUACAUGUAAUGUCCAUCUGUCUCCCGGUCUACGGACCUGCUGUGUCGCGUGAGUUUGGGAAGAAGGUGUGGAGCUCUCUGAAACUUGAAAUAUUUCAACCGACUGAUCCAGAUACCGAACAAUCAGCCCUUGAUACACUUCAAGUCCUUGUCAGAACCAUUCAUGCCGAUAACUCCCAAGACUCAGUAAGCGAGGACUCCAUAACGGGCCUUGCGCGAGACAUGUGCAACGAGUGCAUGCAAGCGUUGAAGGAGCCCGAGAAAGCCCAAGCAAGAGCCGCGAUGAAGCUUCUCAUCAGAAAUUUCCAUGACCCAGAUGAAGUGUCGAACCGGGCGUCGGUGGUCAACGCCCUCCUUGGGCUCCUCAUCGUUAGUCUGAAAGCACCUGCGACGUGCCUACCAGCACUGCAUGGUCUGACCGCACUUGUGCGCACUCCUAAAUUAGUAGCUGAUGAUGAGCUUGGGUACAUAGUCCUCGAGGUAAGCGAGCUUUUAAGCAAGGAGCCUGACGAAGUAGAAGACGUAACCACGGACAUCCUCGCUCUCCUCACUGUUAUCGCUGGUAUCGCGCCGCACCAUCUAUCAUCGCAGUCGCUCCCAAUCCUUUUUUCCUCCCUCCCAGAUGUUACACCAUCUAGAGAUGCCACCGCGCAGCGCGCAUUUUACUGGCGUGCCCUUUCGGCUCUCAGUACCCUUUGUGUGCAACCGCAACUUUUUGAGACGCUGGUGGUCAGGCUCAUCGCUAAACUUGACCUUCUCUGUGCAAUCUCGCCUACUCGGACGAUUGACCAGGAGAGUACAGCUGCGUAUGCCCAUGCUAUUCUCACGGCACUCGCAAAUACACUCGACGCCAAAGUCUCUUUAAAGGACCCAGAUGUUCCCAAGUAUGCUGACCAGCUAUUGCCGCACAUUUUCAAACUGUAUUUGGAAGCUGCGCUAGCGAGCUCGGAAGUGAUGGCUAUCACUGCAGAUCCCAGGUUGCUGCAAGUUGGGGCGAGGAUCAUCAGACUUGUGAGUCAGACCUUGAAUGUUGCGCGGCAAGAAAAACUCAUUGCGGCUGUGUUUGCCGCCUACACGCAAGGUGACGUGAAGCUGAUCACUGACGGCCUCUUAAACUCGACGACACCGUUUGCACCUCUCCAAUUGAAUGCCAGUCCCCGACAACGGAAUAGUUUCACUCUUUUCUCUUCUACCAUUGUCCCACUAUGCAAGGAGGUCCGCAUGCCUUGGAGUGAUAAUCCAUCUAGUACAUCAUUCCAACGAGAUGCUGCAUCACAGAUUCUUGCGUCCAUUGUUAACAAACAUGUUGAGGAUGCAUCCGACUUUCUAUCGUCCCAGCUGGAGAGCUAUUCAUCAUCAACGCUCAAAAACACAAGUAUCCCAGCAGAAGAACGAAGAAACGCGAUCAGCACCUGGAUAUCGAUCACAAGGGCACUCCUUGUGCGCGCACAUCCCACCGCAAAUCCAUUCAUCGACCAGUUGUUCGAGCUUUUGGAUGAUAGCUCGGUCAAUUGGGAUGCAGCGCGAGCGCUUGGUUCGCUCGCAUGCGAGGAUUCCGUAUUGACGAAGCGCAAUGCUGCUGUUCUCAAGAUUCUACACGUGCAGAAGUACUUCAACGCAGUGAUGCCGCGGUUACUAGAAGGAGCCAAGGGAUCGGGAAGAGAGACUGCAUAUCUGGUUGCUUUGGCAUACCUGAUCAAUGCUGUACCGAAGGCGGUCUACGUUACUCAGAUGCCCUCACUCAUGCCUCUUCUACUACGCGGACUCGACCUCGCUGACCCAUCUAUUCGUUCGCACAUUAUUAACACACUGUCAAACAAUAUUGACAUCACAUCCACUGAUAAGGACGCUGUCUCUACGUAUGCAUCGACUCUCGUGCUUGCAAUGCUUAAAAACUGUAUGCAUUCCGAGAUGCCGGAUUCUGGAGUACGCGCAGCAGCGCUCAAGUACCUGGCAUUGCUGCCAGGCACAGUACGAUAUGAUUUGCUGCAUCCUUACAAGACUCGUGUAUUGAAAGAGUUGGCAAAGACUUUGGAUGACCCUAAGCGUGCGGUGAGGAAGGAGGCGGUUAUCGCAAGGACGAACUGGUCAGUUUCUAUGUGAGCUAGUCCAUAUCCAGCGUCUGAACUAAACUAUCCUGCCAGGUACAAAUACAGCGGGUAGAUACAAUAACACUUUGUUAACCAGCACCUUGGUAAAUGAGGGAUCCAUUGUUUCUAUGGGCGAUUUUCAGACUAUCUGCUUACGACUCAUGGUCAGAACAAUGAUUAUACACCUAUGAAGAUCUACCCUACGAGGUGCACCAGAUUCUAGGCAGGCUGUUUUGUCGUUACUAAAAUCUGAUUAGUACUACAUGCUGCAGGCCGUUACUAACUACAUAGUAUGAAAGACGGUGAAGUUGAAGAACAAUUGAAUAUGUGCAGCAAAAUGGGUCUGCUACUUCUAAAGGUUGAUUGUAGCAAUGUAUUGACCAAGGGCUGCCUCUGGUUCGUCCCAAAAAACGAAGUGGUUUCCUUCAGUCUGGA
Suillus paluster is the source of this 3415-nucleotide messenger RNA. Its product is annotated as ARM repeat-containing protein. Gene Ontology annotation, cellular component: cytosolic [4Fe-4S] assembly targeting complex. The record is from RefSeq and is a predicted model, not a curated record. Gene Ontology annotation, biological process: iron-sulfur cluster assembly. Bases 96 to 2993 code for a protein of 965 amino acids. The transcript has 23 exons. Lineage: Eukaryota; Fungi; Basidiomycota; Agaricomycetes; Boletales; Suillaceae.